Trichoderma citrinoviride is the source of this 504-nucleotide messenger RNA. RefSeq lists its product as hypothetical. The transcript has 2 exons. The coding region runs from base 1 to 504 and encodes 167 amino acids. Lineage: Eukaryota; Fungi; Ascomycota; Sordariomycetes; Hypocreales; Hypocreaceae. The record is from RefSeq and is a predicted model, not a curated record.
AUGGCCAGCGACGAAGACUACAUGGCCUUCCUCAACAAGGCGAACCAAGACGCCGACCAAGGCAGAGCCUCAGCAGCGCAAAGACCCCAAGGAGGAGCAGCGCAGCGGACAUUCAAAGCCACAGACGACGGCGCCCAGAUCCCCAAGCCCAUUGCCGACGCCCUCCGGGACGCAUUCUACGUCAGCGAGGCCGACGAGCCGUUUACCGGCGUCUCACUGCGGUGGAAGGGCGAAGGGGGGCUUCCCGACGAAGUUGAUUUCGCAAAGUUGAUUCACCACUGGGAUGCCGAAAACGCGCAAAUCGACAUCAUGGAUCCCGUGGACUGGGAUUCCGACGGCCAGUACGCCAACAUCAUCGACGCCGUGAGGGAGGCCACCAAGGGAAACGACGUGAGGGUGUACAGGGUCGCGCGGGAUCUGACGAGGGCCGAGUAUUGGGUCAUUUCACGGGACGACGAGGGCGGGAGGAUUGUUGGCGUCAAGGCGUUGGGCGUUGAGUCCUGA